This is a messenger RNA of Alternaria rosae, 1613 nucleotides long. RefSeq lists its product as uncharacterized. The transcript has 4 exons. Bases 103 to 1299 code for a protein of 398 amino acids. Lineage: Eukaryota; Fungi; Ascomycota; Dothideomycetes; Pleosporales; Pleosporaceae. The record is from RefSeq and is a predicted model, not a curated record.
GGUCAAGGCGACCUGUCAGCACAGUGAACUUCGUGCCCGACUGUGCCGGUCAUCUUUACUACAUCAACAACACUCGCCGGGCUAAGACGCGCUCCUGUAGACAUGGUGAUGCAAUCUAUCCUGCUUAUCGCGGCAAUCGCCAUUGUCGCGCCGUACGUAUACGACCGUUAUCUCGGGUUCUCGACGAUAUUCGCAAACAGACCGGGGAAAUUUGAAAAUGUGAACCACUUCAAGAGUCACGAAAUCAAGUUCCGCGAUCGGCUUCGCAAUUGCGAGGAUGUACUGGUCGAACAAGACAUGGGUAUUGCGUUCUUGAGCUGCAAUCCGGAGAGGGAUCAAUGGAACACGGUAAUGGGCUUACAUAUGCAGGGCACAUUUGCGUCAACUUUAGAUAAAAGAGAUGGUGCCGACAGCCCACAUAUCUGGAUCUACGACUAUUCAACGCCCAACAUUCCGGACUCAGACGCCUUAAAGCCUCUCGUUCGGACUGACUACGACAACGCGGCGGAUUUCCAGCCUCUGGGCAUCGAAUUUGAUGCCGCAACUUCUACGCUAUAUGUCGUCAACCAUUCCCGCAACUCUGGAAAUCUCAUCGAAGUGUUCCAGGUCUCUGUCCGAAAUGCAGUAGCCAGAUAUGUGCAGACAUUGAAACAUCCGUUGAUCCACACGCCGAAUUCCAUACAAUCUCUAGGAAAUGGGAAGCUAUUAGUUACCAAUGACCACUACAUCGGCGCAUUGAUCUCUCCGUUCAUCUCACAGGUCGAAACAUUUUCUGGCAUUCCUGGAGGUAGUGUCGUCUACACUGAUAUCCACAACCCGCAGGACACCAAGACGUUGACGCACGUACCCUUCGCCAACGGCAUUGCCAUGCUCAAUUCGACGACUGUAGCUGUCGCCUCGUCCUCCACAAUGGGCGUAAACUUCUACAGCUUCUACCCUGACACGAUCAGUAUGUAUUUCAGAAAAUAUGUUCGUGCUCCUUCGACUGUCGACAACCUUUCUGUCGAUUCUUCUGGCAAGCUUCUUUUGGCAGGCCACCCUUUCGCCCCAGCGCUCACAGGCGUGAGCAAAGCUAGAGCAAAGUGUAACGUGCAGGGAUCAUACGAGGAGAAAAAAGCUUGCAAGUGUACGGCGCCUAGUUGGGUGGGCGAGUGGAGCGAAGAGGAAGGGCUGAAGACUUUGUAUAAGAAUGACGGAGACGAAUUCUGCAGCAGUGCCACGCUCGCUCGCGAUGUAGGCAGAAGCGUGAGUAUCGUCACGGCGUUAUAUGAUAGAGGUAUUUUGGUGGCGAAGGAAUGAGGAGGACGCGCAAGGAACCAACCAAUAUGGACGGAGCGAGGCACCGAUGUGUCUACACAAGCUAUGAUGAACACGAAUUCUUUCUGAGGGAUUGCAAAAUAAAUGAAAGUCUUAUUGCAACAGGCGCGAUGCUAAUUGGAGUUGCAAGGUAGCCUACAGCUUAAUCAGGUGGCAUUGUGGCGCCUUGUAUCUUGGGGGUUAGUAGGGCCCGGAAUGGGUCGCUUAUCGCGAGUUUCCAUUGUCGCCAACUUCCUACCUAGGUACUUCCCAAUAUGAAGGCGGAUUAGUCAAAAGCACUGUGGCCAGGGCCGUAC